Messenger RNA from Bolinopsis microptera, 1483 nucleotides. Its product is annotated as NADP-dependent alcohol dehydrogenase C-like. Lineage: Eukaryota; Metazoa; Ctenophora; Tentaculata; Lobata; Bolinopsidae. Gene Ontology annotation, molecular function: oxidoreductase activity, acting on the CH-OH group of donors, NAD or NADP as acceptor; zinc ion binding. Bases 67 to 1230 code for a protein of 387 amino acids. The transcript is spliced from 4 exons. The record is from RefSeq and is a predicted model, not a curated record.
CGGUAUAUCGUUUGUUUGUGAGACUCCCACUCUACCACGUAGACAGCCGCCACAUAGCACGAAAGCAUGAAGUUCAGUAAUCCUGACAUAGCAGUCCAAAAGCCGAUCCCGGCGCCCCUGGACACUGAGUACCCGGUCACUGCGUGGGGUGUGGACCAGUGUGGGGAGAGUUUCAAACAGUUAACUAUCUACCGGCCUCAAGUAGGCAAACACGAUGUCAAGUUCGAGCUAAAGUUCUGUGGAAUUUGUCAUUCUGAUGUCCACAAUGUGCUCAAUGAGAUGUCUGAAAAAUGGGGAUCAACGUACCCAAUUGUACCGGGUCACGAGUUAGUGGGGACAGUGGUGGAGGUGGGAGAGAAAGUGAGCCGAGUAAAGGUGGGGGACAAUGUGGGGGUGGGUUGCAUCAGGGAUAGCUGUCUGAUUUGUGAGGUGUGCCACAAGGGUGAGGAGUGCUACUGUGUUAAUGGCUUUACACACACUUACAAUACUCCUAAGAAGAAGGAAAACUGCCACAUAGGAGGAAACCCGGAGGUACAGAACUGGGGAGGUUACUCUGAGUUUGACGUGGUCCACGAACACUUCAUAAUCAAGAUACCAGAGGGGAUGCCACUGGAAAAGGCAGGACCUAUCCUGUGUGCAGGGAUCACAAUGUGGUCUCCACUGAACCACUGGGGAGCAACAAACACGGAAAAGAAGCUGAAUAUCGGGAUAGUCGGGAUCGGGGGACUGGGCACAAUGGGCAUCAAGUUAGCGGCCGCUCUGGGACACCGAGUUGUGGCCAUUUCCAGCAGCGACAAGAAGAUCGAUAUAGCAAAAUCUAAAGGAGCGGCGGAUUAUGUUGUGUCCAAAGAUGCUGACUCAGUGGGGAGGGAGCGAGGAAAGUUAGACCUGAUCAUUAACACUGUCUCCGCUCCACACGACAUAGCUCCUUACAUCUCCAUGCUGAAGACUGACGGUACUCUCGUCCAACUGGGCUGCAUUGCAGCGCCCAUGCAAUACAAUCAGUUUAUGCUAAUAUUGAAGAGGAUAUCCAUUGCUGGUUCUCUGAUCGGCGGAAUCCCCGCCACGCAGGAGGUGGUGGAUUUCUGCUUUAAAAACGAGAUAUACCCGGACAUAGAGCUUGUAGAAGCAGGGCAGCUGGAUAAAAUUUACACUGAGCUUCAGGAGAACAACAGUACGGCGGUCAGGUACGUGCUGGAUAUCAAAAAGAGUCUGGAGACGACCAAAUAAUAAGCUUUUCUUAAACAGCAGCAAUUAUGUGGCUCCAGAACCUUCUCCGUGUUAAAAAAUCAGUUGAUCGUUCAAGUAGAAAAGUUAGCUUUUUAAAUGAUUCUUUUUGUUUAAAUUUUGUAUUGAAUUGGUAAAUAUACUCGUAAAUAUUUCUUUUAAAUUCAGCUUAUAAACUUCUAUUCCUGUUUCUUCUAAUCUAGUAAAAUCGUGAUUUAGUGAAUUUGUUGAUUAUAUUUUUAAUUUGUUGCAGCUA